This is a messenger RNA of Branchiostoma belcheri (Belcher's lancelet), 4064 nucleotides long. RefSeq names its product lysyl oxidase homolog 4-like. Gene Ontology annotation, molecular function: copper ion binding; protein-lysine 6-oxidase activity. Gene Ontology annotation, biological process: peptidyl-lysine oxidation. The record is from RefSeq and is a predicted model, not a curated record. NCBI's taxonomy places the organism in Eukaryota, Metazoa, Chordata, Leptocardii, Amphioxiformes, Branchiostomatidae. Gene Ontology annotation, cellular component: membrane. The transcript is spliced from 15 exons. The coding region runs from base 516 to 2702 and encodes 728 amino acids.
UCAGAGAUGAUGAACAGCGGCGUCCCUUCCCUGGUCGGACGUCUGUUUGAAGAUCCUAUUGUGCCCGCAAAUAUUUGAGGAAGUGGCAGUCGAAACGCUGAGCGGCAUUCCUGAGACGUGAGGACCAGGCACAGGGUGUCUGAGUACAGAAGGGCGAGAGAAGACGGCUGCACGACCGGAUAGAAGUUACCGAAUCACCCCAAGUACAGACGAUAAACACGCGCGGGGCACGGAGAACAGAGGGCAGACGCGUCCUGAGCUGUGCUGGGACCGACAGCUGCCCGAGUCCGGACGUCUGGGUAAAACUACACACGCCCUUCUUGUCGGGCACCUUUUUCGGGCCGUUCUCGUGGCAGAGCCUUGCCAACUUGCAGAGCGUUCUUCUGUCGUGGGUUACAAAUAGAAGUUAUGCGCUAAAGGAUUCUCCUGGAGGCAACUUGGACAAGAGUCAAGGAGGAGACAGACGCUGAGAGGGAGGCGGAGCCUAAGGACCAAGGACGGCAAGGAGGGUGAGCAUGUGCGGGCCGGCGGGCGGUGGCGUGCGGAGGGCGAUGGAAGCGGGCGCGAGGGUGCGGGUGUUGUGGGCUCUGGUGGUCCUCCUGGUGUCUGCAGCGGUCGGGCAGGAGCUGGAGACGGUCGAGAUCCGUCUGCGGGGCGGGAGUGACGACAACGAGGGGCGAGUCGAGGUUUUGUACAACGGGGAGUACGGGACGAUCUGUGACGAUGAGUGGAAUAUCAACGCUGCAAAUGUGGUCUGCCGUCAGCUGGGGUACAAGGGCGCGGUGGACUUCAAACGGAGCUCGUUCUUCGGACCCGGAACAGGUCAGGUUUUCCUGGACAAUGUCGUCUGCAAAGGGAACGAGACCAAGAUAGGCGACUGCUCCCAUCGCGGGUGGGGGAAGAACGACUGUAACCAUGACGAGGACGCCGGCGUCGUCUGCAGCACCGAGGUCCGGGACGACAUCGACAUCUCAGACCGAUACGUAAGUCAGGUGACUCUAAGAGUGGGUGACAUCAGACUACGAGGCCUCACCAAAAGAUUACCUCAGGCGGAAGGAUACGUGGAGAUCAAAUACCAGGAAAAGUGGUGGCCGAUUUGCGCAGAUGGAUGGGACUAUAACGACGCUAAGGUUGUUUGCGGUCAACUGGGGUUCAGGGACGCCCUCACAGUCGACCUUCGGAAAUACAGGUAUGAGAGACCACUGUUACACAAGGACGCCUGGCUGACCCGGGUAGACUGUACGGGGUCGGAAUCGACCCUGACGGAGUGCCGCCUGGAGAGACUGAUCCAGGGAACCGUGUCCCUGCCCUGCCUGUCCAACAUGACCGCCGUGGUGAAGUGUGACCUGGGCCCGCGUUACUCCGGAGUCUCCCCUACAACACAUAGGAAGUUAUCUGCUAUUACCACACAGCCCCAGUUCGUGCGGUUAAAAGGCGGUGCGAACACGGGUGAGGGCCGGGUGGAGAUCUACUAUAACCGGCAGUGGGGGACGGUGUGUGGCCAGUCCUGGGACCUGAAACAGGCUAGCGUCGUGUGCAGGGAGCUCGGCUACGGGUCCGCACGAUCCGCGCCCAAAGGGGCACAGUUUGGGCAAGGUCAUGGACCAGUCUGGUUGGACCACGUAGUGUGCACUGGGAACGAGCUGUCUAUAGUGGACUGCGCACACUCCAACUUUUCUGCCACCAGCUGCACCCAUGACCAUGAUGCAUCAGUGCAAUGUAACGUUCCGGAUCUGAAAGUCAAGGAAAAGAUCCGUCUGUCGGGUGGGCGGAACCCGCGGGAGGGACGAGUGGAGAUACAGAGAGGACGCAAGUGGGGAAUCAUCUGCAGCAACAGCUGGACGUACAAGGAGGCCGGAGUGGCCUGCAGACAGCUGGGGAUGGGAUACGCUCUGCACGCGCUGAAGGAGGUUUGGUACUUUGAGGGAGACAAGCUGGACUUUGUCAUGGCGGACCUGAAGUGUGACGGGACGGAAGAAGCGCUUCACUUCUGUUCGUACAAGUCCUGGACCAACAAAGAGUGCAAAGGUCACCAGGUGGCAGGCAUCAUCUGUACCCAGGCGAGGUUACCUGACCUGGUACCAGACGCGUCUCAGGUCCGACAGUCCAUCUACCUGGAGGACCGGCCGCUGUACCUGCUGUACUGUGCCGCUGAGGAGAACUGUCUAGCCAGCUCUGCGUACCAGAUGGAGUGGCCGUACGGGUCCCGACGUCUCCUCAGGUUUACCCAGGCCGUGGCCAAUUUCGGCAAGGCCGACUUCCGGCCUAACAUCGACAGUUCGCAGUGGAUCUGGCACCAGUGCCACGCCCACUACCACAGCAUGGAGAUCUUCACGCAGUACGACCUUCUGUCCGAAAACGGGACCAAGGUGGCUGAGGGACACAAGGCCAGCUUCUGCCUGGAAGACUCUCACUGCUAUGAUGGUUAUGAGCCUAAGUACGACUGUAAUGUGGGUGAACAGGGAAUCUCCAUGGGGUGUGAUGACACUUACAAGCACAGCCUGGAUUGCCAGUGGAUUGAUAUCACGGGUGUUCCAUCGGGGACCUACACCCUGGAGGUCAUAAUAAACCCGUUGCGGGCAGUGGCAGAGAUGGACUUUGAAAACAACAGAAUCUCAUGUAAAAUUAACUACAAUGGGUAUCAAGUCGUCGCCACCGAAUGCCAUUUAGGAGAAGAUGAAUUGUUGAACAGUAUAUACUGAUGAUGGGAGUUCCCCGGAUGUUAGUCACGUGACCAUUAUGAGGCAUGCUCUGCUGCUACUCACCAUUACUGUACGGUGGAACCCCCAUGGUGGAAGCUUCAUUCGCCUGAUGAACAGUUCACUAUGCACUUCACGUCUUUCCGCUAGGUGGCCUUGCAGGGUGCAGAUAUCAUAGAGGAACUCGCGAGCUUGCAUAGAGCUUGCAUAAUGUCGUGCGUUGUAGAUAGAUGUAUAUCUACGUAGAUGUAUAUCUACAUUUAUGUGGAUAAAUGUAGACGCCUCUGUUGAGGCUUCAUGUACGGCAAAUUUCUUGACAUAUUGUCCCAACACUGCCGUGUAGGAUGAUAUACUAUUAUGCCACAUACCGGGUGUCCCGGUUGCUGAUCUAUUCUUUUUCAAAAGUGCUUCAUGGCAACAUGGAUUUAGCAAUAUAAUAUCUAAACCUAUCAGUCUAACCUCAUCAGAAAUCAGACUCCUGGUACAUAGUUUGUGUCCAGCCUUCUGCGGCUUUCUGUUACUCCACGAGUACGGUGUCAGGGACGUGACAUGCGAUUUGUAGUUCGAAAACAUAGAUAAAAGUAUAGUUUUUUUUUGUGAAGGACCACGAUCUACAAAGACAAUGGUGCUAAAUGACAUUCACGUGAUAAUUAAGUAUUAUAUAUUGGACAGAAUCAUAUUUAUUAUCAUUGUUACUGACUGAGAUGUACAGAAACUGGGUAUACCUGGCAGUGAUACUAACAACGUUGGUAGAAAAUGGUUUGCGUUUCUAAUAAAAUUGGUAAAUAAAGUCCCUCUAAUUAGUCUUCUCUUUCCCGACAUGUAUUGUCCACGUACUGGAUCCUACCUCAUAUCUCUGUCCGGAUGUAGUUGUGUUUGUUCCAACACAGAGGUUGUACAGUAGGGAACAUCUCGCGCUUGCCGUUCACGUGUACAUGGGAACUUUUGUAAGUGAUUCUGUAACGUUUCACUUAGUUUUAUAUAGUCCAUAUCUUAUAGCGUGUCACUAAUCUCAACCACUCGGUCAAGUGUUCAAUGUGUUUAAUUCCUGUUCUCUGCCAGCAUAUGCGUUCCUGUGUUGUAAAUGAAUCUCAUGUACUGCCAUUAUAAGACGAAUAUAUAUAGAGUAACGUGACGUAGAGUAAAUGUGUCCUUGUAUAAGCAAUAUGUAGUUGUAGCAAAGACAGUGUAAGAACUUCAAUGCGUUCAUUUGUAUAUUUGAACAAUUAUCUUUCAUAAUGAACCGGUUACUAUGAUGGCUGGUGAGAAAUAAUAUUGAUACAAAUGAAUAUAUUCUUAUCCUGUUUUACGCAUGAAUAGCUCACAGCUGUGAACUUUGUAAUUAAAAAGGGCACCAAAAUAUAA